This is a messenger RNA of Pneumocystis jirovecii RU7, 2147 nucleotides long. RefSeq lists its product as uncharacterized. Lineage: Eukaryota; Fungi; Ascomycota; Pneumocystomycetes; Pneumocystales; Pneumocystaceae. Gene Ontology annotation, biological process: regulation of DNA-templated transcription; chromatin remodeling. Gene Ontology annotation, cellular component: chromatin; nucleus. The record is from RefSeq and is a predicted model, not a curated record. The transcript is spliced from 4 exons. Bases 1 to 2088 code for a protein of 695 amino acids.
AUGGGCGACAGCGUCGUCUGUGUCGCCACCGACACCGCCUGCGCAGACGGCGCAGCGGCCGAGACGGGCCGUGUGUGCGCUGAUGAUGUCAACGGCGUCGCCAAGCAGGAGACGCCCGCAAUCACAGAGGCUGCGCUGACGCCGCCCUACUCGAGUGACGCCUCACCGCGGCACCGCGCAAAGGCCGCCGAGAAGCGUCGCCGCCCCGAGGACGGCGACCCUCGCGAGGCGCCGCCCGCCAGCGCUGCGCCUGCCGUUGCCAGCAUGACCAAGGAACAGUACAAGUACGCAGUGUCCGUGGUGCGGCAGCUGCGCAAGAACAGAGACGCACGGCCGUUCAACCAGCCCGUCGACCCCGUCAAGCUCAACAUUCCGACAUACCCGUCGGUGAUCACUACACCGAUGGACCUCGGGACGAUCGAGAAGAAGCUCGCAGGUAAACUGUAUGCGAGCGUCGAAACGUUCCGGGCAGACGUUGAGCUGGUCUUCAGCAACUGCUUCACAUUCAACGGGGAAGAAAGCGCCAUCUCCGGGAUGGCUAAGACGCUGCAGGGCAUCUUUGAGCGGCAGAUGGAGCAGAUGCCGGGUGCGGACUAUACGGGAGGAGCAAAGGGAGCAAAGAUGAGAAAAAAGUCAGAAACAGAAGCAACAGUAAGCGGAGGAACACAGCGGAUCGGGGGAGUGGCAGACCGGCCGCGGCGGGAAAUCCACCCGCCGCCGCCACGGGACUUGCCAUAUAAUGAGGCGAAGCCGCACCGGCGAAAAAACGCGGCGCAGUUGCAGUUCUGUCGGAACGUAAUUAAGGAGCUGCAGAAGAAGACUCACGAGAGCUAUGCGUUCCCGUUCUACCACCCAGUGGAUGCGGUGGCACUUAACAUCCCCGACUACUACAAGAUUGUCAAGCACCCGAUGGAUAUGUCGACGAUCCAGGGAAAGCUGAACAGCGUGUACAGCACGGCAGAGGAGUUUGAAAGCGACGUGCGGCAGAUGUUCAGGAACUGUUACAAGUUCAACCCGGUAGGGACGCCGGUGUACAACAUGGGGAAACGGCUGGAGGCGGUCUUUGAUAAGAAGUGGCAAGAAAGACCGGUGGACCAGCACGGAUACACGACGGAGGAGUCGGACACGGGGUCGGAGGAGAUGGACGAGAAUGAGGGAAUUGCGCAGCUGGAAAAGCAGCUAGCGAUGAUGUCAGACCAACUGAACGCAAUGAGAAAUAAGCGGGCAAGCAUGAAGGCGAAGAAGGGGAAGCCGAAACGGAGCGGGAAGAAAGGGGGGUAUAGGCAUGAGGAGGAGCAUCUGCGGGUGCUAUCGUUUGACCAGCGAUCGGAGCUGGCACAGAAGAUCAACCAUCUGACGGGGAGCAAGCUGGAUACGGUUCUACGUAUCAUGAAGGAGUCGAUGCCGGAAUUGGAGGAAGUAGGUGACAGGGCUGGAUAUCGACUCGAUGACGCCGCGGACACAGAGCCGGCUGUGGAACUUUGUGAUUUUGAACCAACUGCCAAGCACGCCGAUUGGGGCGGCGAGGGCGAAGCCGAUUGCGCCAAAGAAGAGUCGGACAGUGCUGUCGGAGGCGGAGCAACUACGGCAGAUCCGGCAGCUCGAAAGGCAGCUUUCGAGGCAGCAAGUAUGGUGCGUCGAGUCGGUCGGGGAGCGAGGACUCGUCGUCAGCGAGUGAAUCGAGCAGUGCCGAAGAUUAGCAGCGGGAAGAGCUCUGGAAACGGGCGGGAAUGGGCGGAAACGGGUCCUCUGGGUCCUCUAGGUUCCUGGGGUUCUUGGGGUUCUUGGGUUCUCGGCGGGCCAUUGACGAGCGCUCGGCAGGUGCAGGGCGAGUCAUUGGCAGGCGGGGAAUGUGCGCUUGGAGGAGGCUUUGGACAAGAGUGGACAGGAGUGGGCAUGUGGCGGCGGGGCUUGGUUUCCAGAUUGGUUUCUAGUUUAGACAAAAGUUAUGGCGGGUCUUUGGUAUUCUUUGGGUCGUGUUUGAGUGUCAGCCUGGUUCGGGCCAGGAUUUACCAGUUUUGCGUUCCUUUACAUACGCGGAUCUCGUGUCGAGUCUAUGAUCCUUGGAAUCCUCUUUCAACACCUUAAUUCAUCAGUGGGGCGAGUAUGGGUAUAUUUACAGUGGUGUUAUGUGUGGGACAUGUAUU